Drosophila eugracilis is the source of this 941-nucleotide messenger RNA. RefSeq lists its product as uncharacterized. NCBI's taxonomy places the organism in Eukaryota, Metazoa, Arthropoda, Insecta, Diptera, Drosophilidae. The coding region runs from base 47 to 412 and encodes 121 amino acids. The transcript has a single exon. The record is from RefSeq and is a predicted model, not a curated record.
ACUACAUAGGACAAUAUAGAGUAAACAAUACCCCACACUCGGCACGAUGCCGGCGGACAUAGUGACUACGGAGCAGCUGCGCUACCAGCUUGCCUUCAGCCAUGCCAUGGAAAGGACCACGCGGCACUGGCAGGAGACCUUCUCGUGGUACCCGCGGAUGCAGUGCUGCCACUACCAGCGGAUCGACCAGAUCUACCUGGAGAGUCGCCAGCGGUAUGGCGACAAGCACUUCCUUGACUACGCCAACCGGAAGCGCUUGCUCAAGAAGUACAUGGUGACCGCCAGGGAUGUGACAGACACUUUGGAGGAGCGAAGGACGCUGGAGAACGAUGGCAUCGUGGGCAUACGGGUGGCGGCCACCGAGAACGGAGAGUACGGCCGGAUGAAGCCGGCGAGUAUUUACUUCUGCUAGGACUCCCUGGAGCCAACCACUCUCUUCAGCCUCUCAGUCUCCCCCAAUCCUCGCCAGAGCCACUGACGAUUAAACUAUCAUCGUCUGCUGACAAUGCAACUCUCAAUGGCCGUCACUCAUUACGCGAUUUUUGCAUGACCGUGCGCAUAAUUAACAAGGUGAAAAUGUCAGUCCGACCUGUAACCGGUUGUUCCGGCCCCUCCGCCCUAGCGAGUGCUCACUGUACCCUCUCCUAUUCUGAUGCGCCUGAAAAGUUCGCACAGGUAAUUAAGUGAUCGCGUCUGUCCACUCGAUGAGAUGACUCGCCUCGUUUGUUCGGCUUGGAAACUGUUUUACGGCGCCCAUAAAAAUGGGAAAUAUUCCGCGAGAGCAUGAUAUGGCACACAUUUACAACCGCACUUGCAGGUGCUUUGCAUUAAUUAUUGAUUCAAUCCGGUCGUAAGAUCCGAUCACUCGGAAAAGUCACAGCAGCCGGUUGACUUAGAUUUCGGAUAGUUAAACUUACUAACUCUGCAAUAAAUGCUUCAUA